Dibothriocephalus latus is the source of this 579-nucleotide messenger RNA. The record is from the annotation of a GenBank genome assembly. NCBI's taxonomy places the organism in Eukaryota, Metazoa, Platyhelminthes, Cestoda, Diphyllobothriidea, Diphyllobothriidae.
AUGCUGCAUAUUAUCAGCAUAUUUCAGGCACGUCGGGAUGCCAACUUCAGAAUUCUUAUAUUUCCGGCGCCCUACCAAACGGUGCUUUCUGAACUGCCCACAUGGAUUACAAUCAGUUAUCAACCUCUGGUUCUGCAGGGAGUCCCACUGCUAAAUGACUUUGAGCCCACCUCAGCCAAGAACCCCAGCCCGACAGCCCGAGCGUGCCUUCAUCUCGACCCCGAACCCACGAUCAGCAUCUGUCUAGAACGAUCAGCAGUCAGGGCUGAAAACGACACGAGGUGUUUGAGUCUACAGAUUAGAGUACGCCCCGCGUGGUGUAACGGAAUCCUCACGGCUGGCACAGACCUACCAAAACUGCAGCUCUUAGCGACAAAUGUAUGCACCAAUCGACAACCUCUUCUGGCAGCGGUGGAACUGGCGGUUAGGCGGACUUACCUAAGCACAGCUAGGCGGGAGGGCCUGUGGAGACGCCUCCGACAGCAUCUCGCUGGUCCUGCCGGCAGUUCCUCGGGACUGAAACCGCUCCCCGAACAAAACUUCCAUCUUUGGGAUGCGGAUUUGCAGCUGAACAGGUGA